Molecule: messenger RNA, 2113 nt
Organism: Theobroma cacao (cacao)
Lineage: Eukaryota; Viridiplantae; Streptophyta; Magnoliopsida; Malvales; Malvaceae
Source: RefSeq, a predicted model, not a curated record
UGUUUUCAGCUACACAAAAUCCCACACAUUAGGACAAUCUCGGCGGCUCUGCCACUCCUCCACUCCCCCAAAUUACGCCAAACACAUCUUUUUUUGAAUUUUCUUUUCCCUUCCACUUCCUUUCUCGUUUUUUCCUCGCAAAGCCUGUGUCUCACAAAAAUGGGCGCUUACUGCAAUGAAAAUCUCUCUUUGCCUACGGCUUGUAACUUGUCUCCUUCGCACGAUCUCAGGCUCUCCAAACACGUCCACGACAACGUCCACGGCAACAUUUAUCUCGAUCCUCUUUCUUUGAAGUUUAUUGACACAGAGCAAUUUCAAAGGCUUCGCGAGCUCAAGCAACUCGGAAUGACACACAUGGUUUAUCCUGGGGCUGUGCAUUCCCGCUUUGAGCAUUCUCUUGGUGUGUAUUGGCUUGCUGGUGAAGCCAUCCACAAGCUCAAAACUUAUCAGGGUUUGGAGCUUGGUAUUGAUCGGUUUGAUGUUCAAACAGUUAAAAUUGCAGGACUUCUACAUGAUGUAGGCCAUGGACCUUUCAGUCACUUGUUUGAACGAGAGUUUCUCCCCCAAGUUCUUAAUGGCUUCAAAUGGGCUCAUGAGCAAAUGUCAGCGAAGCUGAUUGAUCAUAUUGUUGAUGUGCACCAUAUUGAUGUUGAAGCUGAGAUGAUUAAAAGAGUCAAGGAAUUGAUACUAGCUAGCUCAGAGUUUGCACUACCAAAAGUAAGUGCUUAUUUCUACGAUCCAUUUUUUAGGCAUAUUUUGAUCACUGGGAAUUUUUUCUCUCUAGUAUUAGGAAAAUGUAUAGAUGUUGUUGUUUCUUGUCUUUAUUAUUACUACUGUUACUAUUUUGUACUUAUGUUGAAGAGUGCAAAGGAGAAGCAAUUUUUAUAUGAUAUUGUUGCAAAUGGUCGGAAUGGGAUUGAUGUGGAUAAGUUUGAUUACAUUUACCGUGACAGCCGAGCUUGUGGCCUGGGAUGCAGCUUUGAUUUCCAAAGGUUGAUGGAGACAAUGCGAGUUUUGGGUGAUGAGAUCUGCUACCGUGCUAAGGACUAUCUUAGCAUCCACAAAUUAUUUGCUACUCGUGCUGAUCUGUAUCGAACUGUCUACACCCACUCUAAAGUGAAGGCAGUUGAGCUUAUGGUAGUAGAUGCGCUGUUGAAAGCAAAUAGUUAUCUGGAAAUUUCAUCUUCCAUUCAAGAUCCUUCUGAGUACUGGAAGCUAGAUGACACAAUAAUCAAAACUAUUGAGACAGCUCCAGAUGAAGAACUCCGAGAAUCUAGAGAUUUGAUUCGGCGCAUUCGCAGGAGAAAUUUGUAUCAGUUCUGUAAUGAGUUUGCAGUUCCAAAAGACAAAUUAGAACAUUUCAAAAAUGUCACUGCACAAGACAUCGCUUGUUCCCAGAAAAAUGGUGGAGUGCUGCUAAAAGAAGAAGAUAUUGCUGUUAGCAAUGUCAGAAUUGAUUUGACUCGUGGAAGGCAAAAUCCUCUUGAAAGCAUCAACUUUUUCAAGGAUUAUGAGAGUGAGGAGAAGUUCCCCAUACCGGAUGGUCGCAUCAGUCACUUGCUGCCUACAUCUUAUCAGGAUAUGAUCGUGAGGGUGUACUCCAAAAAACCUGAAUUGAUAGCAGCUGUCUCAGAGGCAUUUGAAAAUUUUCAACUAAAAACUUAUGGAGUUAAAGCACAAGUGCAUGCUACACCAGAGAAGAAGAAACGGCGCUUGUGAGGUUACAUUGUGUUGAUUGUUUCUCCUUGUUAGUCCCCUUUUGUCUAAAAAAUAUAUAGAGUAUAUUUUCAUUUGCCACACAAAAAAUAAAUACAGUUCAAAAGUUAUACACUAAAUGCGUUGUGAAGUAAAUGAUAUUAGUUAUUUUAGUUUCCCCUCAACUUGGAAGAAAGAAUCAUACGGACAUCAGAUGAACCAUUUUGUAUAGUUGGUCAUUUGUUAUUGGGGAUUUUGUAUCAACUAUCCGUUUGCUGCACAAGGAAAAGUGUAUGUUUGCAAGCUAUCAAACUUACUGCUGUCCUAGUACCGUGGGUUUAUUGACGUACACAAGGUUCAAGGUGUGCUAUUUAUGUUACUCUCUACACUUUCUAGAUCAAGUUUUAACAUUGUUCCA